UCUCACCCUCCCAGGCUGACUGACAGGGCUCUGUGGCUGUGUGUGAGUGUGUGUGAGUGUGUGUGUGUGAGUGUGUGUGGAUGAGUGUGUUGCAGAGUGGGGAGAGUGUGUCUGAGCAGAUUUAGAGAGAGAGAGAGAAAAGAGGAGCAGCAGGUUUGUUUUCUGAUGAAGACAAUUUAGAAAAGUGGGAUGAUGAUGAUGAUGAAGACGCCGGGAUUCCCUCGGCCUCUGAGGGCUCAGACGAGCCCAGGGCUCCAGACUAAGUGCUAACCAUGCUGCAGCAUUCCGAACCAACUUCCAGCACCCUGCAGCUGGUGGCCAAUGAUAUGACCGAAAUCAUGGAGACGCUCGACACCCGCGAGCUGGACCUGGAAGACGGAGAGUACGACACGGCGGACACCAACGUGGCAGCGGAGCAUUUGCCUUUCAAGGUGAUCUACCACACUGUGGGUUUCAAGGAGUCCCAGGCCAAAGUCUUCCUGUCGUCUCCCAUCACGGCCAAGAUCCUUGAGGUGGAGCGCUUCACGUCCGCCCAGGACCGCUUCAACAUCACGGCGCAGAGGAGUGUCAACAAGUCACUGCCAGCGGUGUUUAAGAUCGAGCUGAAACACGGGGAGUUCACAUGGCUGGUGAAGAGGAAGGAGAAACACUUCAUGGAUCUGCACCGAGAGCUCAGGACGUACAAAACCUUCAUGAGGCUGCCGCUGCCGUCACGCAGCCACACAAUAAAGCGGCACACGGGGGAGAGGAGUGAGGUGAGGCAGAUUCCGAACCUUCCCAGAGGAGGCGGAGACGAGCUGGCCAGAGAGGAGCAAGUGUCCAGUCGCAGGAAACAAUUGGAAGAUUACUUGAACAAGCUGCUAAAGAUGCCGAUGUACAGGAACUACCAUGCCACGAUGGAGUUCAUUGAUGUCAGUCAACUGUCCUUCAUCCACGACCUGGGACCAAAGGGCCUAGAAGGGAUGGUGCUGAAGCGAUCCGGCGGACAUCGUAUCCCCGGGUUGAACUGCUGUGGUCGCAGCAACAUCUGCUACCACUGGUCCAAACGCUGGCUGGUGGUGAAGGACUCCUUCCUGGUCUACAUGAAGCCGGAUUCAGGUGCCAUCUCCUUUGUGAUGCUGGUUGACAAAGAGUUCGGCAUUAAGAUGGACUCCAAAGACACGGAGACCACACAUGGUGUCCGUGUCGACAGCCUGUCCAGGUCUCUGGUGCUGAAGUGCAGCAGCUACCGACACGCCCGCUGGUGGGGUCAGUCACUGGAAGGCUUCGUCCAGAAGCACGGCGCGGCCUUCCUCACCGACCACCGCUUCGGAUCCUUCGCCAGGCAGGAAGAGAACAUCCCCGCCAAGUGGUACGUGAAUGGGAAAACAUACAUGGAGGACGUAGCAGAUGCUCUUGAAGAAGCCAAAGAGGAAAUAUUCAUCACAGAUUGGUGGCUGAGUCCAGAGAUCUUCCUGAAGAGACCCGUCGUUGAAGGCAACCGCUGGCGUCUGGAUUGCGUCUUGAAACGCAAAGCGCAACAAGGAGUUAAGGUCUUUGUGAUGCUGUACAAGGAGGUGGAGUUGGCGCUGGGCAUCAACUCGGGCUACAGCAAGAGGACGCUGCGGCACCUCCACCCCAACAUCAAGGUGAUGCGUCACCCAGACCACGUCUCCUCCGCCGUCUACCUGUGGGCGCAUCACGAGAAGAUCAUCAUCAUCGACCAAUCCGUGGCCUUCGUGAGCGGGAUAGACCUGGCGUACGGACGCUGGGACGACAGGGAGCACCGGCUGACGGACGUCGGGAGCGUGACGCUUUCUCACCUGGAGCAGGCGAGCUCCGCCUCCUCCAGUAACGCUGCCCCACCCAACGGCAGCGGCGCCGUUUCCCAGAGCAACGGGAAAAGCAUUUUCACCGUGACGGACUCUGUGGACCAGCCCAAGCUGAAGAGUCAGGGGAGGAUGAAGAGGACCAAGUUCAGCAUCAGGAGACACCUGCAGAAACACGGCCUGGCUCAGGUCGACAGCGACAGCGACCUGGAGACUGAAGAGAGUAGCGGCUCGGUGCGGACCGGGGUCGGAGAGCUGUUUGGAAACACACGCUUCUGGCACGGAAAAGAUUACUGCAACUUCGUGUACAGGGACUGGAUUCAGCUGGAAAAACCCUUCGAUGAUUUCAUCGACAGACACACAACUCCCAGAAUGCCUUGGCACGACAUCGCGUCGGUGGUUCACGGCAGCGCAGCUCGGGACGUGGCCAGACACUUCAUCCAGCGGUGGAACUUCACCAAGCUCGUGAAGCCGAAGUACCGCUCGCUGUCGUUCCCCUAUCUGCUGCCCAAGUCUCACACCACAGCAGGAGAGCAGCGCUACCAAGUCCCCGACUGCAUCCCCACCAGAGUACAGAUCCUCCGCUCGGCCUCAGACUGGUCCGCCGGCAUCAAAUACCACGAGGAGUCCAUCCACAACGCCUACGUCCACGCCAUCAAGAACAGCCAACACUUCGUCUACAUCGAGAAUCAGUUCUUCAUCAGCUGCGCAGAUAACCGGCACGUUUUCAACAAGAUAGGCGACGCUAUUGCCGAGCGAAUCAUCAGAGCGUACAGGGAGGGUAAAAGAUACCGAGUGUACGUGGUGACGCCUCUGCUGCCAGGCUUUGAAGGAGACAUCAACACAGGGGGGGGCAGCGCCAUCCAGGCUGUCAUGCACUUCAACUACAGGACCAUGAACCGAGGAGAACACUCCAUCAUCUCCCAGCUCCGGAAAGAGAUGGGAGACCAGUGGAUGAACUACAUCUCCAUCGCUGGUCUGCGGACUCAUGCCGAGCUGGAGGGGAAACUCGUCACCGAGCUCAUCUACGUGCACAGCAAGAUGCUCAUCGCCGACGACAACACCGUCAUCAUCGGCUCGGCCAACAUCAACGACCGGAGCAUGCUGGGGAAGAGGGACAGCGAGGUUGCGGUGAUCGUGGAGGACUCGGAGACGGUUGCCGCGGUGAUGGACGGGCAGCCGUACCAGGCUGGGAGAUACGGUCUGCAGCUGCGUCUCGAGUGCUUCAGGAUGAUCCUCGGCGCCUUCACAGACGCCUCCAUCGACGUCUCAGAUCCCAUCAGCGACCACUUCUACAAGGAGGUCUGGAUGGCCACCUGCGCUCGCAACGCCACCAUCUACCAGAAGGUUUUCCGCUGUCUGCCAUCCAGCGACGUGCGUAACAUCCUGGAGCUGGAGGGCUACCUGGCGAAGGAAGGCCUGGAGAAGGAGGACCCGGCCCGAGCCCGCGAGGAGCUGAGGAAGAUUCGCGGCUUCCUGGUCCAGUUUCCUCUUCAGUUCCUGUGUGAGCAAAACCUGCUUCCUCCCAUCGGCUCCAAGGAGGCCAUGGUGCCGAUGGAGGUCUGGACCUGAGACUCCCCUGUGUGUGUUCAUGUGGUAGACACACACAACCUGCCGCCAUUUUGGAGAUUCUAGUGGCUGAAAGAAACGUUGAUUUAUAAUCGUAUAUCUUGUCCAGUGGCUCGUAGUCAUGUGUUAACCCUGAAUUAAGAAUCCACAUAAAAACUAUUUAUAUGUUCAGUGAACAACACAGUUUUUAAGUUGAUGAAAUGAGAAGUGAACAGGAAGGAAAGAGGCCUUGUUUUCUUUUGUCCGUCUGCGUAUAGAGAUUAUUUUUCACACGGGAGUUGUUUCUCAAGAAGUCGCUGUAGGUUUUUACGAUUUAGAAAACGCAUCUAGUCUGGUUUACUCUCCACUAGUGACAAUUCAGCCACAGUGAUUAGGAACAAAAACGUAGCUGAUCAGUCGCUCCAUGUCUCAGCCUGGUUUGCAGACAUUUACACUACGACCUCCAAAAUGGCGUCCGCUGUGCUUGCUGCCGAUUUGUGAUGACGCCUCUGAACUGUCGGUGCCACUGAGAGCACACACAUAACAUCACACUGCAUCACACACACUCACACAUGCACACAAGACCCCGUGAGACUGAAAACCUGACGUUUACAAGAGGAGAAUGAAGACGUGGAAGUGACGGACUGUUCCUCCUUCCAGAGCUAGUACUCUAAGAUCUCCGCUCCCCUGCUCUUUGACAACACUAUGCAAUGUCCGGGGGUCUGUGAACGCAGCUCGGACUGUUCUGCGCUUGAAAAGACACUAAAAGGAGACUUCGAUGAAGACGGCGGCGCAGAGACGAGGAUGAAGAGCUUUUUAAUAUCCAUGUCAAACAGAAAAUCACGAGUGCCAAAGAAGACGGACUGUAGCCUGAUGUUAAGACAUUUACAUUCCUCGUUACACUGAAGUGACCUGUUUUUAUACGUCUGCUCUCGGUGGUUCCUUUGGUGCUGCUUUAUGUUAUGGAUCUGAGUCCUGGGAGGUUUUCUGGAAAGAAGUGAUGAAUUUGAUCAUUCAGUUAAUUUAUUAGAAAUGUUGCUCAUGUAAUGGUUCAAUUGUAUUUGUACCGGUUUCACUUGUAGUUAUUCACAAUUAAUUUGUUUCCAGGAAAUGAAGCGUCGUCAACAUUCGCAGCUGCACGUGCAAUUUUUCUUUCACCUUCUGCACCGAGGUGUUUUAUCAGUCAAGAACCUUUCGCAGCCGAAGAAACUGAAUCUGGUGAACAGGUCAAAGGUGAAAUAAUAUAAACUCAAGUUAUGCUUUUUAAACUUUAAACCGUCGUCUCUGGAUUUCCGAUUUUCUGGAAAGCGCCAACAUUCCUCCGUGUCUUCCUGUUGGUCUGUAAAUUAUCUGCAUGAUGCUGUUUAGUGCUUUGAAUUUGAAGAGACGUUACCUUGAGCUGAGAGCAUGAGAGCAGCUCGUUGCCAUUAAACCCGACGGGUAAAAGCAUGAAGCCCUGCAAACUGAACGGUUCGUUCAAAGCCAUGGACUGUGAUGUUGCUAAAAGACGUGCCUGUCUCCAAACUGACGCUUCUCUUCUGUCCAUAUCGCUGGGACAUGGGCCGUGAAGCGUGCUCCUCUUUUUCUUCUUCCUCUCUACCUCCUUGUGUUUCUACCUCCAGAGCGCAAAGAGAAACAAGCGUGAAUAUUUGCAGCCGCACCUUAAGGGAACCAAGUGAAGUCGCCUGAACGGAAAAAGAAGCGUUCAAAGUUUGCUGUCGUGUGCAAUAACCAGCCUGUUUCCAUCCAAACCGGAAUCUGUAGAAGAAACAGAAAGAUGACUUUAAAGUGCUUCACUUAUUUAUACUUGGAUCCAUAAGAAGCUUAAAUGAGCCUGGGACCUUUUCUCUUUUCCUCAGACCUGAGCUGCAGAGGUUGACAAACAGAGCCCAGCUUCCUGUAUCACUGUGUCUCUAUGGAAACUGCACUAUUUGCACAGACUGUUGUUGUCUCUGGCGACUCCUUCACGAUGAUAUGCAGUACCGCGUCAUGUGUUGGUUGUUUUCUUGUGAAAUUAUGGAAUAAAUAAAUGAGUCAUUAAAACUGGUUUUUUUUA
Messenger RNA from Hippoglossus stenolepis (Pacific halibut), 5412 nucleotides. RefSeq names its product phospholipase D1b (gene pld1b). NCBI's taxonomy places the organism in Eukaryota, Metazoa, Chordata, Actinopteri, Pleuronectiformes, Pleuronectidae. The coding region runs from base 273 to 3380 and encodes 1035 amino acids. The transcript has 26 exons. Gene Ontology annotation, biological process: phosphatidic acid biosynthetic process; cell motility; intracellular signal transduction. The record is from RefSeq and is a predicted model, not a curated record. Gene Ontology annotation, molecular function: D-type glycerophospholipase activity; phosphatidylinositol binding.